CGGAAACAAUGGACAAGCAGCCACCUCAUGGCAUCGACGACCUCCCGGGGUGCUUCAAGCUCGACGAAGCGACGCUGGUGCAAGGCGCGGCCUCGCCAACGCCGACGUGCGCCAUGUGGACAGGCGUCUUCGAUGGCACGUACCACGGCGCGCCCGUCCUCAUGAAGGAGGUCGCGUUGCCGGACGCUGCCAAGCAGCGCGAGAUCUACCGCAGCGUGCGCUUGGCCAUGGACAUGUACCAUCCCAACAUAACCCAGUUCUUCGGCGUGAGCUUCCAGAACCCGGAGAAGAAGCGAGUACGCUUUGUGACCGAGAGGCUCGAGCGCGGCGACUUGGCGGCCAUCUUGGCCAGCGACGAAGAGCUCUCGGUGCAGCGUUGCGUGCAGCUCAUGCGCGACGUCGCCUGUGCCAUGUCCUACCUGCACGCGCAGGCGAAGCCCAUUCUGCACCGCGACUUGCGCGCCGCCAACGUCCACAUCUCGCACGACUACCGCGCCAAGCUGGUCAACUUUGAGUUCGGCGGCAAGCUCGGCCUUGACAAGACGUUGAUUGGGACGCCGGCGUGGGCCGCGCCCGAGAUCUUGGCAGGCGACGCCAACUACACGGAGAAGGUCGACGUUUAUAGCUUUGCCAUGCUCAUGCUUGAGAUCAUGAACCGCAAGGUGCCGUAUUCCGAAGAGCCGAACGACCUGCCUGCGCGAGUGCUACUGGGAGAAAUCGUCGAGCAAGCCCGCCGCCCGCGCAUCAUGGACCGAAACAAGUGGCCGCGACCGCUCCUCCACCUCGUCGACUCGUGCUGGCAGAAGGAUCCGACCGAGCGCCCGUCGUUUGAUGAGAUUGCGGCCAAGCUCCAAGCGAUUUUGAACCCACCAUCGAGCCCCAAUAAGCGUUGCAACGCGGCUCGGUCGACAAAGGCUGGUACGACCGCUGGCAACAACGAGAACGUCAGCACCAAGCGAGCGCGGUGCGCAGACCGUUGCGAUGCCACGUAAAGAAAGGCUUUUGACCGUAGCGUCUUGGUACUGUCACACGAGUAUGGCCACCUCAGUUUCAACUAGGCUGAGAUAUAAACUAUUUAAAAACACGUACAUAUUGUCUACCGC
Saprolegnia parasitica CBS 223.65 is the source of this 1103-nucleotide messenger RNA. Its product is annotated as TKL protein kinase. The transcript has 4 exons. Bases 9 to 992 code for a protein of 327 amino acids. Lineage: Eukaryota; Oomycota; Saprolegniomycetes; Saprolegniales; Saprolegniaceae. Gene Ontology annotation, molecular function: ATP binding; protein tyrosine kinase activity. Gene Ontology annotation, biological process: protein phosphorylation. The record is from RefSeq and is a predicted model, not a curated record.